Messenger RNA from Condylura cristata (star-nosed mole), 2063 nucleotides. It is a transcript of the gene WDR46, whose product is annotated as WD repeat domain 46. Gene Ontology annotation, cellular component: 90S preribosome; nucleolus; small-subunit processome. NCBI's taxonomy places the organism in Eukaryota, Metazoa, Chordata, Mammalia, Eulipotyphla, Talpidae. Gene Ontology annotation, molecular function: protein binding. Gene Ontology annotation, biological process: maturation of SSU-rRNA from tricistronic rRNA transcript (SSU-rRNA, 5.8S rRNA, LSU-rRNA). The coding region runs from base 77 to 1912 and encodes 611 amino acids. The record is from RefSeq and is a predicted model, not a curated record. The transcript has 15 exons.
AGGACUUCCGGGAGUUCCAGCCGGACCGUGGGACAGCUGUGAGCGGUUUGCACGUGGAUCGUUCGGGGUGGGCUAGAUGGAGACAGCCCCCAACCCGGGCAAGGGUGACCCGCCCAAGAAGAACAAACUUAAGACAAAGAAGAAACCCCGGCGAUACUGGGAAGAAGAGAGCACUCCAGCCGCUGCAGAAACCUCUUCAGGGCCUCCUCGUAAGAAGAAGAAGAAAAAUCGAGAGCUUUGUCCCCAAAAGCCAAAGAACUCUCACGUCCUUAAGAAGUCUCGGAUUGCCAAGAAGCCACAGGUGCCAAAGAAACACCGACAACGAGGGAAGCCAGAGCCUCAGCGAACUUUGUCUGGGGCCCAGGACCCAUUUCCAGGUCCCGCCCCUGUCCCUGUGGAGGCGGCCCAGAAGUUCUGUCGCAUUGAUAAAUCCAAAAAGUUACCACAUUCUAAGCCUAAAACUCGAAGCAGAAUUGAGGUGGCUGAAGCUGAAGAAGAGGAAGUAAGUGCCAAAGCUGCUCGAGCUGAACUGCUGCUUGCUGAGGAACCCGGGUUUCUCGAAGGAGACGAUGGGGAGGACACAGCAAAGAUUCGGCAGGCUGACAUCGUGGAGGCCGUGGACAUUGCAAGCGCAGCCAAACACUUUGACUUGAACUUGAGGCAGUUUGGACCCUACCGCCUGAAUUACUCUAGAACUGGGAGACACCUGGCUCUUGGAGGGCGCCGAGGUCAUGUGGCUGCCUUUGACUGGGUGACAAAGAGGCUUACCUGCGAGAUCAAUGUCAUGGAGGCAGUACGGGACAUCCGGUUUCUGCAUUCAGAGGCAUUGCUCGCAGUGGCUCAGAACCGCUGGCUCCACAUCUACGACAACCAGGGCAUCGAGCUCCACUGCAUACGCCGCUGUGACCGUAUCACCCGACUUGAGUUCCUGCCCUUCCACUUCCUCCUGGCCACGGCGUCAGAGACAGGGUUUCUGACCUACCUGGAUGUGUCAGUGGGGAAGAUUGUGGCAGCGCUGAAUGCGAAGGCUGGACGGCUCGACGUCAUGGCUCAGAACCCUUACAACGCCGUCAUCCAUCUCGGACACAGCAACGGUACUGUAUCCUUAUGGAGUCCAGCUAUGAAGGAGCCACUGGCGAAGAUUCUUUGUCACCGUGGUGGGGUUCGGGCAGUGGCAGUAGAUUCUACAGGCACGUACAUGGCCACUUCUGGCCUGGACCACCAGCUGAAGAUCUUUGACUUGCGAGGGACAUUCCAGCCCCUGACUGCUCGGACCCUGCCUCAGGGCGCAGGGCAUCUGGCCAUCUCCCAGCGGGGACUGCUGGCGGCAGGAAUGGGUGACGUGGUCAACAUAUGGGCAGGGCAGGGCAAGGCCAGCCCACCCUCCCUGGAGAAGCCCUACCUCACCCACCACCUCUCAGGCCAUGUGCAUGGCCUUCAGUUCUGCCCCUUUGAAGAUGUGCUAGGGGUCGGGCACAGUGGGGGCAUCACCAGCAUGCUGGUCCCUGGGGCUGCUGAGCCCAACUUUGACGGUCUGGAGAGUAACCCAUACAGGAGCAGGAAGCAGCGCCAGGAGUGGGAGGUGAAGGCCCUGUUGGAGAAGGUACCUGCAGAGCUCAUUUGUCUGGACCCACGACUCCUGGCAGAGGUUGAUGUCAUCUCUUUGGAGCAGGGAAAGAAGGAGCGGAUAGAGAGGCUGGGCUAUGACCCAGAGGCCAAGGCCCCCUUCCAGCCAAGGCCAAAGCAAAAGGGGCGCAGCUCAACUGCAAGCCUGGUGAAGAGGAAGAGGAAAGUCAUGGAUGAGGAACACCGGGUCAAAGUACGUCAGAGCCUUGAAGAGCAGCCACGGAAGCAAGAGAAGGCAAAGCCUGCUGGACAUCGGCCGUCUGUCCUGGAUAGAUUUGUACAAUGAGCCAGGCUCCUGGGUGGCAUGAAAGUAAACUUGCCCCAGGAUUGGCUUGUGGAAAAUGAGCCUUUUUGUGGAAUAGAAAGGGGAGCAGUGUGCCCAGUCCCUGACUGGGGUGCACAUCUGGUUCCAGGGGUGGGUUGCCAUUAAAGAGGAA